This is a messenger RNA of Hyaena hyaena (striped hyena), 1780 nucleotides long. RefSeq names its product craniofacial development protein 1 (gene CFDP1). The record is from RefSeq and is a predicted model, not a curated record. Lineage: Eukaryota; Metazoa; Chordata; Mammalia; Carnivora; Hyaenidae. The coding region runs from base 139 to 1041 and encodes 300 amino acids. The transcript has 7 exons.
CUGCGCACGCGCACGCGUUGUGGGGGCCGCCCCAGCCGCCGGCGCCCCCACCGCAGCUCUAUGUUCUCUCUCUAGAGCUUUGCCGUUGGGGGCAGCUGCUGAGGUCCUGUGGCUCCGCCCGCUCGGCGCAGCAGCGACAUGGAGGAAUUCGACUCAGAAGACUUCUCCACCUCGGAGGAGGACGAGGACUACGUGCCGUCGGGUGGAGAGUAUAGUGAAGAUGAUGUAAAUGAAUUAGUGAAGGAAGAUGAAGUGGAUGGUGAAGAGCAGACACAGAAAACCAAAGGGAAAAAAAGAAAGGCUCAGAGCAUUCCGGCCAGGAAGAGAAAACAAGGUGGCCUCUCCUUAGAAGAAGAGGAUGAGGAAGAUGCUAACGAGGACUCGGAGGGAAGUAGCAGUGAGGAGGAAGAAGACGCAGCUGCAGAGCAGGAAAAGGGCAUUGGGGCAGAUGAUGCAAGGAAGAAGAAGGAGGAUGAACUGUGGGCCAGCUUCCUCAAUGAUGUAGGACCAAAGCCAAAAGUGCCCCCAAAUACACAAGUUAAAAGUGGAGAGAAGACUGAGGAGACAGGUUCAAGUAAAUUGUUGGUCAGAGCAGAAGAGCUGGAGAAACCUAAAGAAACUGAAAAAGUUAAAAUCACCAAGGUGUUUGAUUUUGCUGGUGAAGAAGUCAGGGUGACUAAGGAAGUGGAUGCCACGUCUAAAGAAGCCAAAUCUUUCUUCAAGCAAAACGAGAAAGAGAAGCCACAGGCUGCUGGCCCUGCAGCUGUGCCGCCGCUCCCUGUGGGGUCCGGGUUAAAAAGAUCAAGUGGCAUGACCACCCUUUUGGGGAAAAUUGGAGCCAAGAAGCAGAAGAUGAGCACCCUAGAGAAGUCCAAAUUGGACUGGGAGAGCUUCAAGGAGGAAGAGGGCAUUGGUGAAGAACUAGCCAUCCAUAAUCGAGGGAAGGAAGGGUACAUUGAACGGAAGGCUUUUCUAGACCGAGUGGACCACAGGCAGUUUGAAAUCGAGCGAGAUCUCAGGCUGAGCAAAAUGAAACCCUGAUGUUAUAGGGGGAAAUCAGCAGCAGCUUAAUCCUGUUUACAAUGUGAGCUUCUUGUGGGUCUGUGAAAUGUUUCCGGUGUUUCUCAUCAGCUGUUUCCCAGCCAGGUCUUUUUUACGUUGAAUUCUCUCUUUGUAUCUUGACCUCACGUGAUUUCAUUCAUUUUACUUUUAAAAGUUUGUCCUUAAAAAAUAAAAAAUAAAGGUUAGUCCUACAAGAGGCUGGUGAAAAGGAAGGCCCCACUGGCUUUUCCUUGACUCUGCAGUGAAGGCCACAGGGAAGCCCCAGGCCUGCCUGGGCUGGCCCUGGGGGACAGAGCUGACCAGCCUGGGUAUGAAUUUCUGGGCCCUUUCUGAAGUCAGCCCUGCCCCAGAGCCCGAGGGAGGCUCACCUGUGGGGAGCGGGGGGCGGAGCGGGGGAGGCCAGGUCCCUGGGCAGUUUUGUUCUUGUUCUGCUGGUGCUUCUCUCCCGAUCUCUUCCCCUUUCCUGAACGAGAUUUCUAUUUCCCGGUGUAAGCUCAGGCUGAAAGUAAGCACAGGCUACUGCUGAAUUCGGGAGGGUUUCCUCCUUUGGCUUUUCUCCUCUUCCCAGAGUUCAAAUCAGUUUAAGAUGUGAUCCCAUCUCAGUAAUUCCUUUUUUUGUUUGUCAAAGAAGACUCCGAAAGACUUUCUUUUUUAUACUCCUUUGGAAAUUUUAAAUUCCAAACUUCAUAGUAAUAAAGCAGUAAACCCCACAACUUGC